UCUGUCGCCUUGCAGAACUCUAGAAGAACCGAAAUAGAGGAAAUUAGUUGAAUUUUUACGGCGAUCUAUGAUGGCUUAAUCCCUUUGCUUACGGCCAUGAGCUAAUCUACUAGACCUGCUUCUUUUAAGAUGUCUGCGAAAGGGAAUGAGCUACGGAAAUUAAGCGAAGAAAGCUUGACUAGACCACCUGAAGAAGUCUUUGAUGUUCUCGAAAAGCUUGGCGAAGGUUCCUAUGGCUCUGUGUACAAGGCAAUGCACAAGGAAACAGGUCAAGUUGUUGCUAUCAAACAAGUACCAGUUGACACAGACCUGCAGGAGAUUAUAAAAGAAAUAAGCAUGAUGCAGCAGUGUGAUAGUCCGUAUGUUGUGAAGUAUUAUGGAAGCUACUUCAAGAACACAGAUCUCUGGAUUGUUAUGGAAUUCUGUGGUGCAGGAUCAGUGUCAGAUUUAAUGAAAAUAAGAAAUAAAACUUUGACAGAAGAAGAGAUUGCAUGUAUAUUGAAAUACACUCUUAAGGGACUUGAAUAUCUUCAUUUGAGAAGAAAAAUACACAGAGACAUCAAGGCAGGAAAUAUCCUGCUUAAUGCAGAAGGCCAUGCCAAACUUGCAGACUUUGGAGUUGCUGGUCAACUCACUGAUACAAUGGCAAAAAGGAACACUGUAAUAGGAACUCCGUUUUGGAUGGCUCCUGAAGUGAUACAGGAAAUUGGUUAUGACUGCUUAGCAGAUAUUUGGUCUUUAGGAAUAACAGCAAUAGAAAUGGCUGAAGGGAAACCUCCUUAUGCUGACAUUCAUCCAAUGAGGGCAAUAUUUAUGAUUCCAACCAAACCCCCUCCGACAUUUAAAGAUGACGAAAGACGGAGUAAGGAAUUCUUGGACUUUGUGAGCAAAUGUCUUGUGAAGAAUCCAGAAGAAAGAGCGACUGCUACACAGCUGUUACAGCAUCCAUUUAUUGAAAGUGCUAAGUCUGUAAGUGUGUUAAACAGCAUGAUUCAAGAGGCACUGAAUAUUAUGGAGGAGGAAAGCACCAGGGAGGAAAACGAGGAUGAGACUGAGGAGAGUGACGAACAUGUGGAUUCAGGGACGAUUGUGAAAUUCGGCGAUGGCAAUGACAACACCAUGAUAAUGAACACAGCAACGAGUGUUCAGAGCCAAGAUACAAUGAUUGUUAACAGUGAGGCGGGUACACUGCUCGAGUCAGAUCUUGGAACAAUGGUAAUCAACUCUGACGACGAAGACGCGACAAUGAAAAGACUGGACAGUGACGCCAAACAGAAUUAUCGUCCGUCCUUUAUGGAUCAUUUUGACAGAAUCUACGAAGCUGGAGGUCGAGGAAGCGAGUCUGGCGCCAAUGGUUCUUCUGAAGAAGACUCUGGAGGACUUUUGAGGGGAGUGAAACCAGAAGAUCCCUUUAAACUUAAGAAGGAAGGCCCCCCUGACUUUGAAUUUUUAAGAUCUCUUCCUUGCGAUGAACUGCAACGGCGAAUGCAAACACUGGACAUGGAAAUGGAAAAAGAAAUUGAAGGACUUCGGUCUAGAUACCAAGCAAAAAGACAACCCAUCCUUGAUGCUAUGGAAGCAAAGAAAAGAAGGCAACAGAACUUUUAGCAGCGUCAUGUUGCCUCGACGUGGAUUGUACUAUACUGCAUGUGUUGGAGAGAAAUUUGUGCUAAAGAAUAUUUAAAGGUUUUACGUCUCAAUUUUUUUUGCUGCGUGUAAAAUUACCUUCAACGGGAAGGAAACAACAAAAUAUUAGUUUUGUAAGAUAAAAAAAAAUACCAACAUGGAAAAGGUAAACCAAGAGGGAACUAGGUUGAUCAAGGAUUGAGAGGAUAUAAAUAGAUUGUAAAUGACAUACUUGAAGGUUUUAAGCGAAAUUUUUUUGAGAUUCUGAUUAUCUGAAGUGGUUCCUUUAAGUCCAUAUUUUCGGCUCUUAUCAUUACUGCGAAAACAGUUGGCAUAACAUCUGCCCGAGUUACGAACGUUAGCCUUGGAAUUUAAGGCAUUUUUGGUGACUGACUGCACCGCGUAUUCUUCUGCCAAGUAAAUGCUGUCUACACUAGAAUCAAAAUCCGUUCCAUCAACUCGUGUAAACAAUGCAGAUCUAUGUUGAAUAUGGCGAAGAAGUGCACUCCAUAUUCCUCCACAAAGGAAACGACGACAAGCAGAGAAUUACAUCUUCUUAUCAGUACCACUUGAAUUAAGUACGUGAUACGGACCUACGCUGAAUAUGGCCAGUUGCGUCGGGACAGAUACGUGGAACGUUUUCGUUUACGGAUUCAAUAAGGAGGAUUAAAAACCACUGGCUGUGAGUUGGCUCAGGGAUUGUAGUAGGAUCUCUGAAUGAACAGUAUAAUUACAGAUUUCGAAAAACUUGUCUAUAAUAUUUAAACUGACAGUUCUACUUUAUACCUAUUGCUAAAUUGAAGAAAAUGUACCGUCAUUGGUUGGUUUGAAGAGUUUGCUAUGUUGACCCAAGAUCAUCACCUCGGUCCGUCAAAAGUUAGUUUUGCAUUUCAUCAAUUGAUAGAUUGAUUGAAUGACUGCGACCUAUAGACUCGCCGUUGGCUGUCCUCUCCUCUAUAACCUGACAUAAGCCACCAAACUCUCUUCGUCAAACUCAAAAACUCGAAAUCUCCAGGGAGCAAAAGAUGGUAAUGCUGUCAGACUCUUUAUUUUCUUUUUUUUUUUUUUUUUUUUUUUUUAAUUAGACGCCUAUUUAUUGUCUUAUUUGGAAGUCUACCACAGAGUAAGUGAUGGUGAUUCACAAAAUGCGACGUGGUGCCUUAGAUAAACAAAUUAGAAAAGAUUUCGAAAGAAACUGUAGUCCAACUAAAAAAGACAGGAAUCACAGAAAUCGAUCAUACAUUUGAAGAGAUCAAUGUCCUAUCUAAGUAGUUGCGUACCAGCUCCUCCCCUAGCCCAACAACAGUCAACUGAUUACAAGCCAGGGUUAAUGUCGGGUUAGGGGAGGGGUAUGUGCGCAGUAGCUAAGAUAAUUAAAUUGAUCCGUUCGACGUGAAGACAAAGUACUUUAUUUCUGACUCCUCAACUAAAUUACUUAUUAAAGUUUGGUGACUUCGCACAGGCCCCGUUUCGAGGUAGCUCGUUUUAAAGCGUAAGUUAUAUUAAUUGCUUGAGGAUAAUCGAUUUGUUUCACCAGAGAAUGGUUCCUUCAUUCAGAAGGCUUUUUUCCUUAUAUUUAUAGAUUACUACUUCUAUUACUUCACUAUAGUUUUGUACAUUGAAUUUUCAAUCUUGACGUUGCUAUUUUUAAGACUUAUGAUAAAAAUUGAACAUAAGCAAUUUGAUCGUUGUCUGGUACAGUUCGUUGACAUUGCGUCAAGUUGCUCUAAGUUACCUUCGAAACGCUGCUGGAAAGUUCUAUGGGCUCAGCAAAUAUCCACGAUUCGAUUUUGAAUGAACAAAAAGUUGUUACGUUUACUUCGAUAUCAAAUUGGGCCUAAAAUGUACAGAUUGCUACUGUUAUGUUAUAUUGGUUAAUGGUAAUUAUCUUUACAAGAAGCACGUUGAGUUUUUUUCAAACACUUGGGGAUCUAGUCUACUUUCCAACUUUUUUUCUCGUUUGUUUGUUUGUUUGUUGUUGUUGUUAUUGUAAAUUUUUUUUUCCAUGCUGUUUCGCGCUUUUUAUGUUUGUCGUCACGCAACUGUACUCGUCACGGUUUUCGUGACUAAGAUGUGGGUUGACGACCGAAAUAUCACCUGGAAAGGAGGCUAAAUCCUCCCCCUCAUACCCGUCUAAGAUCCAUAGCUAAUUUUAGAUAGCCUUGAAAAGUAAUGGGAGAUUGUUGGUUAUUUAGCUGGAAUAAAUUAUCCUAGUUUUAACAAGUGAUUGCUAAAAA
Pocillopora verrucosa is the source of this 3863-nucleotide messenger RNA. Its product is annotated as serine/threonine-protein kinase 3. Gene Ontology annotation, molecular function: protein serine/threonine kinase activity; ATP binding. Gene Ontology annotation, biological process: intracellular signal transduction; regulation of MAPK cascade; protein tetramerization. Lineage: Eukaryota; Metazoa; Cnidaria; Anthozoa; Scleractinia; Pocilloporidae. Gene Ontology annotation, cellular component: cytoplasm. The record is from RefSeq and is a predicted model, not a curated record.